Penicillium chermesinum is the source of this 411-nucleotide messenger RNA. RefSeq lists its product as uncharacterized. The transcript has a single exon. The coding region runs from base 1 to 411 and encodes 136 amino acids. The record is from RefSeq and is a predicted model, not a curated record. NCBI's taxonomy places the organism in Eukaryota, Fungi, Ascomycota, Eurotiomycetes, Eurotiales, Aspergillaceae.
AUGCUCGGGUGGCUGACUUCGUGGAUCUCAUUUCCAAUAAGUCUCUACAUGGACCGAGAAAUAUAUAACCUUAUUUGGAUUACAAUCUAUAUCCAUGGCGCUCUCACUCUUGCAAUUUAUAUUGGCUUAUUCUGCUUUCUUGCAGCGGUACGUGCGAAAGGUCGCGCCGACACACCGCUUAUGAUACCAGUGCCAUUGCAAUCUGACGCAAUGAAACUACAUACUCCUGCUGUGGCCAAGCCGAUUCUCAAGAAGAACCCAGCUGACGUGCCCAAUCCCAGUCAGAAUAAGAUACAAACCCCGAAUUACCAGGCCAACGAAAAUAUUAUUCCCGAAUGGAGCCCGAACCACACACAAGACCUUAGGCAGAUAGGGGAGCAAGCAAAGAACCGCUCUGUGAGGAAUGGAUAG